Rubroshorea leprosula is the source of this 1966-nucleotide messenger RNA. The record is from the annotation of a GenBank genome assembly. NCBI's taxonomy places the organism in Eukaryota, Viridiplantae, Streptophyta, Magnoliopsida, Malvales, Dipterocarpaceae.
CAGUGUGAAAUGAAGAGCUGUAAACUGCAAAAGCAAAGGGAGUUGUUGAGUAGAUAAGUAGUAACUUUCCAAAAAUUAAAGUCACGUGCCACCUCAAUAACACGUGCCAAUAAAAGCCUUUUCCAUAAUUCCUUCAAUCCUCUCCCAACAAAACAAUUAAGGUAUUCUAAAAGACAGAGACGGACGUGUCUAAGAUGGAAACCCUAAGUGGGUAUAUUCUGGAAGUCAAAGAAAUGCAGCCUUUGCUCCCUCACAAACUCCAAUCAUUCCAAAGAAAUCAUCGACUUUCCGAAUAAAUCACAAGCCACCCUUACUCAAUGACAGAAAGAUUGGUUGGAAAAUUAUGUGCUGAGCUGAAGAAUCAGACCUCAAAGAAAGUGUUAGACAUCCAAACACUAGGUUUCCUACAAAACUUUUUGGUGUCAUGAUCAUGAAUUGUGCAAAGAGGUGAAUUUUUCCUUUCCGAGAGUGCAGUUAAAGUUCACAUAUGCAAGUCAAAGCAUGGAGACACAUACUCAUGAUUGUUAUCUAUUUAGGCUACUUGAAGAGUUUGUUUGAAAAAUAUGGUCUUGCUGGUUGUUUAGCAGUCCUACAAGUGACCAUAUAAAGCUUCUUAGUGGAGACUUAAACUCACAGGAGUAUAAUGCAUCAAUUGAGUGCUACUGGGCUCCUUUCAUGAGUCUAAUUCAUACCAUUCAACAUAUCAUACUGUCCUGAGAUGACUGGUGAACCUUGCUGCCAUAGCCAAACAUGGCAAGAGCUAGGAAGGAGUUGAUGUGUUGGUGUUUGAGAGCUAUCUCUGAUGGAUGCACAAGCGUAACAAGCCUUAAUCAAUGCUAUCCAAACAUGGCAGGAGGAAGGAAGGAGUUUGAUGUGUUGGUGUGUGAAGCUAUGUUUGGUGAAUGUACAAGUGUAAGAAACUUCAGAUCAAUGUUAUGUAAGUUUCUGGUUUUUGAUCUAAGGCUUUCUAUUCCAUCCAAAUUCUUCUGGUUUUUGUGCUCCUAGAGCAAAAAUUUCUAUUUGAAGAUAACAUUCCAGAAUCCAACAGGUUAAUCUAAGUUCUAAUUUCUUCCUAAGUUUCUUUUUCUUUUCUGUUUUGUGUUUUUCUAUUAGUUAUGGAAUUCCUGGGAUUGUUCAAGAAUCUAAUGUGACAACUACUUAUGAAUUGAGAAACCUUGGCAAAUUGGUUAGGAUCCAGCAUCAAUCCUCUAUGUCCCCAAGACACCUGUGGUAUGUUUCACUUAUUUUCUAUUAAGAAAUAUCCCAAAUUCUCAAAUUAUGAAGACUAUGAUAAUAUAGGGAGCUAUCAAGUUGUUAUAUAUCCUCUUGAUGAAGUAGAAGGAGUUAAUCCUCUUUUCUUUCAAAUUUAUGAGCUUUUUUUUUUCAAUGAUAUAGGGAGCUAUCAGUUUUAAGGUUAGUGUUUUUGCUUAAGUCCAUCGCCAUCCAUACCACCUCCCACUUGUUUUAUGAAAUUUAGCAGUGAUUAUGGUUUUCUGAUUUACAUUGUUCAAAUUAUCUUAUAGGAAUUGCAGUGGGAAAAGGAGAUUGGCCAUGGCAGUUGAACUUAACCAGCAAUAGGAGGUAUAUGAAGAAGAUUGAACUUGUGAAACAUGAAGACUUUUACAAGCUUCACUAUCUGUUUCUUUUGGGAUAUACAGCACAAAAAGUGAAGUAGGAAAGAAGAGGAUUUAGCAAGAUGUAACUUGCAUUUUAUGUUAUGUAAGUUUCCACUUAGUGGCCGGUUUCUAUUUCCUUUUAUGGUCUAUUAGCCUUUUAUUCAUGCCACAACAAUCUAGGACUUGUGAUUUUUUGUUUUGCAGAUUGGCCACCAUUUGCCCCAGUUGUUCAUAAUGAUAUUACAAAUGAUAUGCUGAUUUAUUGACAAAAGUUGAUGUCUAUUGCCUUUUCAUCAUUCUUUGGUAUGCAAGCUUUUUGCCUUUUUACUUUUCGUUGUGGUUAUGUUAGC